Drosophila busckii is the source of this 1427-nucleotide messenger RNA. RefSeq names its product transcription termination factor, mitochondrial (gene mTTF). NCBI's taxonomy places the organism in Eukaryota, Metazoa, Arthropoda, Insecta, Diptera, Drosophilidae. Gene Ontology annotation, biological process: regulation of DNA-templated transcription; termination of mitochondrial transcription. The coding region runs from base 70 to 1350 and encodes 426 amino acids. Gene Ontology annotation, molecular function: double-stranded DNA binding. The transcript has 4 exons. The record is from RefSeq and is a predicted model, not a curated record. Gene Ontology annotation, cellular component: mitochondrial matrix.
UUCAAACACUUUUGAUGGGCACAAAUUGUUUAUAAUUUGUACGCUUUAUUUUGAUAAAUUAUUGUAAAUAUGUUGCGCAAUCUAGUGCGUGGUUUUGAAAAUGCGCUGAAGUUACAAGUACGCGUCCCAGCACAUAAUACCGCACUAACUUCAGCAACAACAACAGUCGCUAGGCGCACGCUGUUUACACAACACGAAUAUGAGAGCCACACGAGACCGAAGACUUCUCUGGCAGUGGGCGCAAAUAUUAGCAGCCAUGCCAUGCCGGUUGAGGGAGACAAUGAUUAUGUGCCCUAUCGAGCAGAGCAAGAGACAGGCACGCGUGCAAGCGUUUUAAUUUCCAAAUUGCGAGAAUAUUUUCGACUAACAAAUGAUGAAGUGGCGCGCAUACUGAAUGAUGAAAAUGUGCAUCGAACUUAUCGCAAUCGCAGUCUGGGACAGACGUUGGACGAACUUCAGCUGGCGGGCGUCACAAAGCGCAGUAUUGUUGAAUAUCCUUGGCUAUUGGCUUUGGAUCCCAAACGUCUGGAUCUAAAGCUCAAGUUGAUACAAACUAUGGACACGCAGGAUAUAAACCAUUUUGUGCCCUUUUUGCGGCUUACUGUACCCCGUCUGCGUAAACUCGUCGGCGCUUUAAACGCCGAAAAGCUACCUCAACUGAAUCGUGUUUAUUAUAUCAGCGAAAAACUGGGAGUCAGUCCGGAGAUUGUGACAAAAUAUCUAUGCAAGCGGCUGUUUAUACUAGAGAUGCCCUACGAAAUGUUUGAGAAGAACUUAGAACAUAUGAUUCACUAUAAUGUAUCGCCCAUAAAUAUGUUGAAAGAUCUCUGGGCGUUUCGUUAUACACCCAAAUCGGUAGAGUUGCGAUUGGAGCGUGCUCAACGUGCGAAGAAAGAUAAAAUCAUGCCAUGGAUGGUGCGUUGUCCGGAGCCCAUAUUACAGCGUUCUUUAAAGCUCUCACUGGAUGAGCUGCAGGUGCUAGGAAAGUAUACAUCAGUUGUGGAGUAUGUAGCACAUCGCUUGGGCUUUACUGUAGAUGAAACUAAAGCCAUUAUGGACAGACAUCCUCAGGUGCACACUGUCAGAGUGACAAAAAUUAAGGAGGUGCUAGACUAUUUGCUUAAUGAAACAAAUUUCACGCGUUUCGAAAUUGCGCAGGUUCCGCGAAUUUUGUGUCAUAGCUUAAAGACCACUAAGCAAAGAAUGGAGGAGCUAGACUCACUUGGCUGCAGACCCUCCUCAGUGGUUAUUUUAUGUCGUAGCAGACGAGAGUGGGCCAAGUUUCUAGAACAGUGGACACCAAACCGAAGUGGUACUCAAGAAACCGCAGAUAAUAAAGCAGAGCUGUGAUGUAACGACGUUUUCUAGAACAUUUUAUUUGCGUUAAUUUAAGCUAAAAAUUCAGUUUGUUAAAUAAAGAGUAAUUA